AUCCUCCUCCGGUUUCAGUUUGUUUAUUUUUUAUUUUAUCAGUCGAAAAUUUACAAAAUCUGUUGAAAACUGGAACAAAUUUGCUGGCGGCUCGAAAAUGACGGAGAAUUUGCAAGACUGCCUAACCUGUCGUAGAAAAACGGAAAACUUUCUAGGGAUAGGUGACGAAUCGAACGGAGAAAGUGUCGAGGCAAUUCUUACUAAACACUUUUGGUUUAAGGCCAUCGAGUACCGGAAUCGGGUACUGUGUACAAGCUGUUGGGAAAAAAUCGACGAAUUUCACAAAUUUUACUGCGAAGUUGAGGAAAUAUGGUGUCGGAAGACGGAUUGUUUACUAGAAACCAUGGUAAAAACGGAACAACUUUUCGACGCGAAUGAAGUCCAGCAGGAAUUGUUUGCCUGCGAAUUGGUGAAAGAGGAGGAACGACCCACGAAAGGUAAACCCCAGCAAAUCGUUACAACUGGUUGUGUUGAAUCGGACACGGAAUCAAAUGAACUGGACCGGGAUGCCGGUGAUGAUGACGAUGAUUCUAGUGAUGAUUCCUUGAUCAAGGAGGAAAAAGAGAAUUCAGAAGUAAAAGGUGAGGAAUAUACAACUGAAGAUUCCGCUGAGGAAUCAUCGAUUCCUAUAGGGAAGCGACGCAGAUCAACGACAAAUCCGGCAGAGCCGGCUUGUAAGAAGCGGCAUGUUCCUUCCCAGAAAAAAACGAAUCUUGAACGUAAUGGACUAAUAGCAAAGCACGUACAACUGGUUUGUGAUCUGUGCGAACAAGAAUGCGAGACAUUUUCCCGUUUAUUGCUGCACUACAAAAAAGCGCACAAAAUUCAAGGCUACGUAACGUGUUGCGAUCGUACAUUCCAGAAAAAAUCCGCACUGUACGAUCACUUGCGGCGACACGAAGCCGGUACACCCGAUUACUCAGAGCCGCACUUGCGGUGCGAUUUAUGUGACUCCUCAAAGGCCUUCAAAGACGAGGAGGGACUUCAGCUGCACAAAGUUAUAUGCCACUCCAAGCAGGAGGAGAAAAUUUAUAAAUGCAAUCAGUGUGACAAAGCUUUCGGCAGCGAAUGGUUGCUGUCCGGGCACCGGAACUGGCAUCAGAAUGUCGAAAGUUUGAACAUUCGUUGCGACAAGUGCAAUAAGUAUUUCAAUUCGAUCCGUACUUUAAACACCCACGUCCGAGCGCAUCAUGCUGAUCCAGCUUCGAACUGUCUUGUCAAUCAUGCAAAUAAUCCGGUAGAGUUGAAUCCAACGGACAGUCUAGCAAACAAUUCCGAGCAUGUGUCACUAGCAGGAAAUCCCCUUACAGGCCUGCCGGAUGUGCAGAAACCAAGUGUAACAUCGGCUCCACCCAAAAAAGCUCUCAAGUCUGCCGAUGAGGUUGCGAAGGAGGACCAACUGAUUCGCCAGUUCUGUACGCUGAUAUGUGAAAAAUGUGAGUACGCCGGCGAGAAUUACUAUCAGCUGGAAAAACACUACAAAACUGCGCAUAACAUGCGUGGUUACGCCAUUUGUUGUGGUCGCAAGUUUUGCAAAAAACGUCGACUGUACGAGCAUUGCCAGCGGCAUAUAAAUCCGGACAUGUUUCGGUGUGAGCCAUGCAACAAAUCAUUCACUGAAAGUGACGGUCUGGAGAAACACAACAAGUGGGUUCACACACCCGACUCGGAAAAGCCGUUUAAGUGUGAAAUUUGUGAUGCGGCUUUCUACAAAGAUUAUCUGCUGCGUAAUCAUAUGAAGUAUCAUAUUUCGAUGGAGCAAAAAAUCUUCAGCUGUAAAGAUUGCGACAAAUCGUUUGGAACAGCCGUGCUACUGAGAGCUCACCAGCAGAACAUCCACGGAGCCGCCUCAAGUUGGGUGUGUGAUAUUUGCGCUAAAGGAUUCGUGCACAAAUCGUUGCUGGAAACACAUCGCCUCUCCCAUUCGGCUGAAGGUGCUGCCAGUCUGAAGAAGCAGUGUGAAAACUGCAAGAAGUGGCUCAAGAAUAAAGAUACAUACCAGAAUCACCUGAAGCGCUGCUUGGCCGGUGGUCCAGUUACGUGUGAUAUUUGCGGGAAGGAGGCAGUCAACGAACUGGCGCUGGCUAGUCACAAACGCUUCAACCACGAGGAACGCCCUGGUUUCGCCUGCAGCUACUGUGGCAAACAGUUCAAGCGAAUACUGCGCCUGAAGGAGCACGAGGCAAACCACAGGGGCGAGGUGCUAUACUCCUGUCCGUACUGUCCGCGUACUUGCAAUUCUAGCUCCAACAUGUACACCCACAAAAAGGUCGCCCACCCGGAGCUAUGGGCAGCUAAGGUGGCGGAGCGUUUCUACAAGCGGUAGGCGGAUUGUAGGAUAUGGUAAUACAUCACAUGUUAGAAAAUAA
This is a messenger RNA of Wyeomyia smithii (pitcher-plant mosquito), 2369 nucleotides long. Its product is annotated as transcription factor grauzone-like. The transcript has 5 exons. The coding region runs from base 98 to 2326 and encodes 742 amino acids. NCBI's taxonomy places the organism in Eukaryota, Metazoa, Arthropoda, Insecta, Diptera, Culicidae. Gene Ontology annotation, cellular component: nucleus. The record is from RefSeq and is a predicted model, not a curated record. Gene Ontology annotation, biological process: regulation of transcription by RNA polymerase II. Gene Ontology annotation, molecular function: zinc ion binding; DNA-binding transcription factor activity, RNA polymerase II-specific; RNA polymerase II transcription regulatory region sequence-specific DNA binding.